Molecule: messenger RNA, 1614 nt
Organism: Rhagoletis pomonella (apple maggot)
Lineage: Eukaryota; Metazoa; Arthropoda; Insecta; Diptera; Tephritidae
Product: transcriptional regulatory protein AlgP-like
Exons: 1
Coding region: 1-1614 (537 amino acids)
Source: RefSeq, a predicted model, not a curated record
AUGGAGCGUACACCAAGAAGGAAAAGCUUUCGUUUCCAAGAGGAGCAGAUCGUGGGAAAAAGCAAUAGCACGCGGAGACCAGUGGUUGAUACAGCGAUGGAUACAGAUGUAACCACCGACCAUACGAACCAGGCACAGCAAAGUAUCCCGAGUACCAGUUCAGCAAGAACAACUAGUGCUGUAAGCAGUAAACGACCUCAGCCUGUCGUGGUGGAAGCUGACCCCGUAGAUCAGCGUGAGGCACAAGAUAACAUUAUUUCUAUUCUUCAGAAGCAAAUUUCGUCAUUGGAAUGUGAGCUGAAAAAGGUACAAGGUAAGGUUAGGGAAAGUGAGGCGCAAAAUUGCCAACUUAAAGUGGCGCUUCAUGAACACGCAUCGUCGCUUCCCGUUAUGUGCGAAACGGUCAGAGAUCCUGUUACAUGCUCCGUUGGUCGCUCAGUGCCAAGCACCGCUGCUCUGCCUGCCGCGCCAAACUUCGACGCCGCUGCCGGCGCCACUCAAGGCGCUAUGACCAACUACGCUGCCGCGAGUAGAGCCGCUCCGACUGCCGCGCCUAACUUCGACGCCGCCGCCGGCGCCAUAACCAAUUACGUUGCCGCGCGUGGCGCAGCUCAGCCUUCCGCGCAAAAUUUUGGUGCCGCGACUGGCGCCGCUCAACCUGCUGUGAGCCAGCACACAUCCUCAAGUAGCGUUGCUCUGUCUACCGUGCUUAACCUCGCCGCUCAGUCUGCUCCAUCGAGCUACGCUGCCGCGUAUGGCGCCGCUCUGCCUGUGGCACCUUAUUUCACCGGCGCAGUCGCUCCUGCUGCAACACCAACAUUUGCCAUCCACACUCCAGUCCCGACACUCACUUCCGGCGCUUGCGUUCUUCCAUUUACUGCAGCGCCAAACACCGCCGCUGCAUCUGCCAUAGCACCUAACUUCGCCGCGGCGCCUGCCGCUGCAACCGCCGUUGCUUCAGCCGCCGCAUUACCAAUCGUUGCUACUACGCUCGCUGCCGAAGCGCACCGCCCACCAAUAGUCACGUCACCAUAUACCGCCGAGAUUUAUACCUCCCUGCCGCGCACUGCGGGCACCUAUACCACCAGCGCUAGUUCCUACGGAGCCUCAGCAGCUCCUUCAGCGAUUGCCAGUGCUACGCAUGCUGGCCUUGCCAACGCGUUUAUUAGACCUUCGUUAUCAGUAAAUGACCAUUCCAUCGCUCCAGUUUCAGCUACCCCAGGUAUGCCCUUUGGGGUGAUGCAACCUCGAAAACUCCAAGAUUUGCCGGAGUUCGGUGGUCUAGCCGAAGACUGGCCACAAUUCAUAACCGCGUUCACUCAGUCAACGUCUGCAUAUGGAUACACUGAUCUUGAAAACAAUCAGCGCUUGCAGAAGUGUUUCAAAGGCGAGGCUAGAGAAACUGUGAAGUCCCUACUAAUAUAUCCGAACCAUGUCAGUGCUAUUAUCGAACAUUUACGCUUUCGUUUCGGGCGCCCUGAGCAGCUCAUUCAAAGCCAGCUUGCUCUCCUGAAAGAUAUAGCGCGGAGUUGUGAAGUUAAUACCGUUCGCGUCAAAAGUCAGAAACUUGUCAGCAUUUUUGCAAUCCGCUGGGGGUCACCAACAUUUAGCUAA